CCCAAAAAAAGCCACCCGUGUCUUUUCCAUGUGUUAAAGAUCAGGACUGUCUGUCUGUCAGGACGAAAUGUCUGUCCUUCACUUUUCAACCUAGAGUUGAAACGCUGCAAGCAUGGGGAAAGGGAGUGGUGCUGAAUAUGGAGACGGAAAGAAGAAGAAGAAGAAGGAGCAGGAACUGGAUGAGCUCAAGAAGGAGGUGUCCAUGGAUGAUCACAAGAUAUCUUUGGACGAUCUGGGAAGACGCUACGGAGUCGACCUGGCCCGGGGUCUGACCAAUGCCAAGGCUCUGGAGGUGCUGGCCAGGGAGGGGCCCAACGUGUUGACUCCUCCUCCCACCACCCCAGAGUGGGUGAAGUUCUGCCGUCAGCUGUUCGGGGGUUUCUCCUUGCUCCUCUGGAUCGGUGCCAUCCUCUGCUUCCUGGCCUACAGUAUCCAGGUGGCCACAGAGGAUGAGCCAGCCAAUGACAACUUGUACCUGGGUGUGGUCUUGUCAGCUGUGGUCAUCAUAACUGGCUGUUUCUCCUACUACCAAGAGGCCAAGAGCUCACGCAUCAUGGACUCCUUCAAGAACAUGGUUCCUCAGCAAGCCCUAGUGAUCAGGGAAGGAGAGAAGAUGACGAUCAAUGCAGAGCUAGUGGUGAGGGGAGACCUGGUGGAGAUCAAAGGAGGAGACAGGAUCCCUGCCGACCUCCGAGUCGUCUCAGCCGCGGGCUGCAAGGUGGAUAACUCCUCUCUGACUGGAGAAUCAGAGCCUCAGACACGCACACCGGAGUUCACCCAUGAGAACCCCCUGGAGACUCGAAACAUCGCCUUCUUCUCAACCAACUGUGUGGAGGGUACAGCCCAUGGCGUAGUAGUAGGGACUGGAGACCACACAGUGAUGGGUCGUAUUGCCACCCUGGCCUCUGGGCUGGAGACGGGCCAGACUCCCAUCAAUAUGGAGAUUGAACACUUCAUUCAACUGAUCACGGCCGUGGCUGUAUUCCUGGGGGUCAGCUUUUUCAUCCUGGCCAUCAUCCUGGGGUACACCUGGCUGGAGGCCGUCAUCUUCCUCAUUGGCAUCAUCGUCGCCAACGUCCCCGAGGGCCUGCUGGCCACAGUCACUGUAUGUCUCACCCUCACUGCCAAGCGUAUGGCCAAGAAGAACUGCCUGGUCAAGAAUCUGGAGGCUGUGGAGACCCUGGGUUCUACAUCCACCAUCUGUUCCGACAAGACAGGCACCCUGACCCAGAACCGCAUGACCGUGGCCCACAUGUGGUUCGACAACAUGAUCCAUGAGGCCGACACUACGGAGGACCAGUCUGGUGCUACCUUUGACAAGAGCUCGGCUACAUGGCAUGCUCUGUCCCGCGUGGCUGGACUCUGUAACCGUGCUGAGUUCAAAGCCGGGCAGGAAAACCUCCCCAUUCUGAAGAGGGACACUGCGGGCGAUGCGUCGGAAUCUGCUCUGUUGAAAUGUAUUCAGCUCUCCUGUGGGUGUGUCCGUUCCAUGAGAGAAAGAAACGCCAAGGUGGGAGAGAUACCCUUCAACUCAACCAACAAGUACCAGCUAUCCAUUCAUGAACAAGAGGACAAUGAAAAUGGCCACCUACUCGUUAUGAAGGGAGCACCUGAAAGAAUAUUGGACAGGUGCAGCACCAUCUUGAUCCACGGCCAGGAGGUUCCAAUGGACGCCAACUGGAACGAAGCUUUCCAGAGUGCCUACAUGGAGCUGGGAGGGCUGGGAGAGAGAGUUCUAGGGUUCUGCCACUUGCCACUGUCUCCGGCCCAGUUCCCUCGGGGGUUCUCCUUUGACUGUGAGGAAGUCAACUUCCCUAUAAAAGGGCUGUGUUUCGUUGGUCUCAUGUCCAUGAUCGACCCUCCUCGCGCCGCCGUCCCUGACGCUGUGGGGAAAUGCCGCUCCGCAGGGAUUAAGGUCAUCAUGGUGACUGGCGACCAUCCCAUCACUGCCAAAGCCAUCGCUAAAGGCGUGGGUAUCAUCUCCGAGGGCAACGAGACUGUGGAGGACAUCGCUGAAAGACUGAAUAUUCCCCUGAGUCAAGUCAACCCCAGGGAUGCAAAGGCCUGUGUGGUGCAUGGAGGGGACCUGAAGGACAUGAGCGCAGAGUACCUGGAUGACCUACUCAGGAACCACACUGAGAUAGUGUUCGCCCGCACAUCACCUCAGCAGAAACUCAUCAUCGUAGAGGGCUGCCAGAGAACGGGGGCAAUCGUGGCGGUUACUGGGGACGGAGUGAACGACUCGCCGGCCCUGAAGAAGGCUGACAUUGGGGUUGCUAUGGGGAUUGCUGGGUCUGACGUCUCCAAGCAGGCUGCAGACAUGAUCCUCCUGGAUGACAAUUUCGCCUCUAUUGUCACUGGAGUGGAGGAAGGUCGUCUGAUCUUUGAUAACUUGAAGAAGUCUAUCGCCUACACACUGACAAGUAACAUUCCAGAGAUCAGCCCCUUCCUCCUCUUCAUCAUUGCCAGCAUUCCCCUGCCCCUGGGCACCGUCACCAUCCUCUGUAUCGACUUGGGCACAGACAUGGUUCCUGCCAUCUCAUUGGCCUAUGAGACGGCUGAGAGUGACAUUAUGAAACGUCAGCCCAGGUGCCCAAAGACAGACAAGCUGGUGAACGACAGACUGAUCAGCAUGGCCUACGGACAGAUAGGUAUGAUUCAGGCUCUGGCUGGUUUUUUCACCUACUUUGUGAUUCUGGCUGAGAAUGGCUUUUGGCCAGAGACCCUGCUGGGCAUCCGUCUGAAAUGGGACGACCGUGCCAACAACGAGGUGGAGGACAGCUAUGGACAGCAAUGGACCUACGAGCAGCGGAAGAUUAUUGAGUUCACGUGUCACACCUCGUUCUUUGUGAGCAUCGUGGUGGUGCAAUGGGCCGACGUGAUUAUCUGCAAGACCAGGAGGAACUCUGUCUUUCAGCAGGGCAUGAAGAAUCGUAUCCUGAUCUUUGGCCUGUUUGCUGAGACUGCUUUGGCUGCAUUUUUAUCCUACUGCCCAGGAAUGGACAUCGCCCUCCGCAUGUAUCCUCUGAAGGUCUCCUGGUGGUUCUGUGCCCUCCCCUACAGUCUCCUCAUCUUCAUAUACGAUGAGGUCCGCAAGCUCAUCAUCAGGAGGUAUCCUGGAGGUUGGGUGGAACUGGAGACAUAUUACUAACGUUCAGAAAUGUGUUAUUGUUAAGAUUGAAUUUCUGUGUGUAUGUAUGUGAAUGAGUGAGUACGUGUGUUUGCAAGGUCUAGCUAACCAAAGAACAGCAAAACUACCUUACAAUUUGUAUUUUGUCUUUGAAAAUAACAAACAAGCCUACGUAAUCAGUAAAUCAGAAAAUCAGCCCACAUUACCACUGAAAAUAAAUGUAUAUUACCACUGUAACUGCUGCUAGUGUGUGUGUGUGUGUGUGUGUGUGUGUGUGUGUGUGUGUGUGUGUGUGUGUGUGUGUGUGUGUGUGUGUGUGUGUGUGUGUGUGUGUGUGUGUGUGUGUGUGUGUGUGUGUGUGUGUGUGUGUGUGUGUACACUAAGUGUACAAAACAUUAGGAACACCUUCCUAAUAUUGAGUUGCACCCCCUUUUGCACUCAGAACAGCCUCAAUUUGUCAGGGUUAUGGACUCUACAAGGUGUCGAACGCGUUCCACAGGGAUGCUGGCCCAUGUUGACUCCAAUGCUUCCCACAGUUGUGUCAAGUUGGCUGGAUGUCCUUUGAGUGGUAGAACAUUCUUGAUACACACAGGAAACUGUUGAGCGUGAAAAACCCAGCAGCGUUGCAGUUCUUGACACAAACCGGUGGACCUGGCACCUACUACCAUACCCCAUUCAAAGGAACUUAGAUAUUUUGUCUUGACCAUUCACCCUCUGAAAGGCACAUACACAAUCCAUGUCUCAAAUGUCUCCAGGCUUAACAAUCGUUCUUUAACCCAUCUCCUCCCCUUCAUCUACACGGAUUGAAGUCAAUUCAACAAGUGACAUUAAUAAGGGAUCAUAGCUUUAACAUGGAUUCACCUCGUCAUUCUAUGUCAUGGAAAGAGCAGGUGUUCAUAAUGUUUUGUAUACUCAGAGUAUGUGUGUUUUUACAGUAUGUGUGCGUGCUUUGUGUUUGUCUGUCAGACAAUUGGUCUGUUAUUGCACGGAUCAGUACACCAUUCUGUUAUCAUAGAGGAUACCGCUGCAAAGAAAGCCUGUAAUUGUGAUUGAUAUUACUGAGUUUUGACAAUAACUACACUGGAAGGACUUUCCAAAACCCAAAUGUUAAACAAACAAAAUGUUGCAAAACGGCUGUAGCAUACAAGAUGUUGCAAAACGGCUGUAGCAUACAAAUGCACCAUAAAUUGUUUUUUGCUUCACCAAAUAAAAUGUACUUCAAAAGCUAAACAUGAAUUGCAUCAAUCAUCAGUCCUGUAGGUUCCGUUCCAAAUGGCACCCUAUUCCAUACACAGUGCACUACUUUUGACCAGAGCCAUAUGGGCACUGGUCAAAGUAGUGCUCUAUACAGGGACUAUAGGGUGCCAUUGGGACACACAAAAUGACAGAUGGGGUGUUGUGUGAAAAUAAAUUGCUCUGAAAUGUGUCUCGAUAUGAAAUAAAGUUAAUCUGAACGAA
Molecule: messenger RNA, 4588 nt
Organism: Oncorhynchus kisutch (coho salmon)
Lineage: Eukaryota; Metazoa; Chordata; Actinopteri; Salmoniformes; Salmonidae
Product: sodium/potassium-transporting ATPase subunit alpha-2
Exons: 24
Coding region: 113-3151 (1012 amino acids)
Biological process (GO): potassium ion import across plasma membrane; proton transmembrane transport; intracellular sodium ion homeostasis
Cellular component (GO): plasma membrane
Molecular function (GO): P-type sodium:potassium-exchanging transporter activity; ATP hydrolysis activity; ATP binding
Source: RefSeq, a predicted model, not a curated record